Somion occarium is the source of this 1339-nucleotide messenger RNA. Lineage: Eukaryota; Fungi; Basidiomycota; Agaricomycetes; Polyporales; Cerrenaceae. The record is from the annotation of a GenBank genome assembly.
CCGCACUGGAGCCGGCAUGAGAAAAGUCACGGUAGCCUGAGCCAUGCUGCUCUUGUCGUGUUCGUCCAUCCCUCUCCGGCCUCGCUGUGAAUGCAUGUUCUCUUCCUACGCUCGUUCCUUUCUUCCACACUCUUUUUAACAGCGCCGUUUGCCAUUUGCAUUCCAUUGCCAUCGCAGCAGGAACACACCGCUCGAGUACAAUAACGUCUAGCGGCAAACAACGUGGCAACAGGUCCGGGUUUUGUCCUAAUUCUUGACAUAGUCGACCCGAGAAAUGAACCAUUUUCUUGUCUCCCGCUACCGUUAACAGGUUGACGUGUGUGUUACAAUAAGCGGUGCCCCUGCAGGUAGUAUAUGUAGCCUGCUGUUCUGCUGCGAACGUCGAUAAACACAAACGUCCAGUCGAACUUCUCGAAGCAACAACUUGAGCAUCUGCUGCCCCUGAGCGUCCAUCUCUGUAAUCCCACUCUCGCAUCUCUUAUUGCCUCCGUCGUCAUUCCUCCUGCUCUUACUGUACCCUCUAAUAGCCGCGUUCACACACUCGUCUUUGGCGAUAUCCCCCACUCAUGCCCGGUCGUACUGAGGCAUACGAGGUCUUGCUUGACUUCACCAACGAUACUCACGACGCGGCCACGGUGCAGUUGCUACGAGACUAUGGUAGAACGACAACCGCUGUUGUAUUGCUACAUCCGGGAGAGAGCAUAACCCUUGUACUUGAUGCAGGUGCAAUCUAUCGGUACGCGCUAAAGACGCGUACGAAAGUCGCCAAUGUUACGGCACGAUCGUGGAGAGAUGUAAAUUGUACAUUAUCACAGCUGUUCCCCGGAGGAUGGCCGCCGUCACGUAAUCCGCCAUGGAGACCAGUCAAUGGAAUUACAGUUGACCAUCUCUGGAAGGACAUGCGUUUCGUUAUGUGGGACGAGCCAUAGCUCGUUCUGCAACGCCUCUGGCAUUUAUGCUAAGCAUAUUUCCCUGCCUGCAUGAUGUCACGCAUCUUAUCGUUCCUCCUGAACACGUCCGUCGUGCUGCGCCGGUCUGGAACUCACCAGGCCGCUCACACGACUUUGAUGCGCCGCAGGAAGAGAACGAGAAAGUGGUGCAUUUUCCAGUGCUGGGAAUGACGGUCAGGAACCUCGGACAAUGGAAUUAUUACUUUAAAGCUGUAAUCGCAGAGCGCAUGUGUGUAAUGUCUCCCUAGUCAUUUGUUGUGUUAUAUUGGUUCUGUUGGGGCAGAAAAAUCUAAUCAUGCUACCGUUUUGCCUCGGCCUUUCUCACUAGAAUUCAAUGUUGUAUCAAAGGUUACACGGACAACGCUGAAGCAACGUGUUACCAGCAUGAG